Messenger RNA from Pollicipes pollicipes, 460 nucleotides. Its product is annotated as longitudinals lacking protein-like. Gene Ontology annotation, molecular function: protein binding. The transcript is spliced from 4 exons. The record is from RefSeq and is a predicted model, not a curated record. Gene Ontology annotation, cellular component: nucleus. The annotation marks the transcript as partial. Gene Ontology annotation, biological process: regulation of transcription by RNA polymerase II. Lineage: Eukaryota; Metazoa; Arthropoda; Thecostraca; Pollicipedomorpha; Pollicipedidae.
GCGGGACGUCGUUGGAAACGGGAGAGGCAUGGACACCCAGCAGUUUUGUCUGAAGUGGGAUGGGUUCCAGAGUUCCAUCACGUCUGUGUUUGACCACCUGCGGCAAGAUGAGGAGCUGGUCGACAUCACCCUGUGCUGCGAGGGCCAGAGGGUGAAGGCUCACAGGAUGAUGCUGUCUGCUUGCAGCCCUUACUUCAGGGAUCUGCUUAAGAACAACCCAUGUCAGCAGAUGGUAUUCUUCCUGAAGGACACGUCAGCCGUUGACCUGCUGGCCAUCAUAGAGUUCAUGUACAAGGGCAGCGUGAAUGUGGCCCAGAGCCAGCUGGCCAGCUUCAUCAAGACGGCAGAGAUGCUGCAGAUCAGGGGUCUCAGUGGUGAUGACGACAAGAGUGACACCAGUGGGGCGCGGUUCCAGCCGUCGGCUGCGCCUUGGUCGUUCGGCGCGCCGUCCUCGCCCGGC